UUUGGUGAAUCAGUAGGAUAUGAUAACACAGCUGGAACAAACCAUUAUCAUAUGCCAUUAUUGCUCUUUGUAAUCCAAGAUGAUAAUAUAAAGUCACAAAUAGCUGCCCAAGCCCUUAUAAGUAAUGAAACAGCAGAAUCGUAUCAAUGGGUUUUGCAUAUAACCAAGAAAGCAACGCAAAAAAGAGUACCAAAUAUAUUUGUUAUCGACAGCGAUCCAGCUAUGAAAAGUGCAAUUUCUACAGAGUAUCCAACAACCCAUCACAUCUUGUGCAUAUGGCACCUAAAGGAAAACCUUAAAAAAAUGCUUCAUGAAAAACUAGGUCCAACAUUUGUUGAUUUUUAUUCAGCAUUCUGGAGAUGCCACAAUAGUGAUAUAUCAGAUCUGUUUUAUUACUAUUGGAAAGAAUUAAUUGAAAAUUAUCCAGCAGCAAAUCAAUAUUUUCAAAAGCACCUGUAUAAAUGGCGUAAAUCAUAG
Molecule: messenger RNA, 477 nt
Organism: Ambispora leptoticha
Lineage: Eukaryota; Fungi; Glomeromycota; Glomeromycetes; Archaeosporales; Ambisporaceae
Source: the annotation of a GenBank genome assembly